Molecule: messenger RNA, 636 nt
Organism: Didymodactylos carnosus
Lineage: Eukaryota; Metazoa; Rotifera; Eurotatoria; Philodinida; Philodinidae
Source: the annotation of a GenBank genome assembly
AUGGCACUCACAAUCGAAGAAUCAAACUUGAUAUAUCAACCACCAAAUAUUAUUCAACAAAUAUCGCAAGCAGUUGAUCAUAUCGGAGUGUCAACGUCACAAACAUGUGCACAAUUUAUAGGAGCAGUGGAAGAAGUGAUGCCACUCUUGGAUAAAGAUGGUCAAAAAUUAGUAAACGAAAUACACGGUGAUUAUCUAGAGCUUCUCAUGACCGCACAGGAGUUUCUAUCAAGUACAUUACUACUUGUUCCACGUGCAGUGAAAGAUAAAAAUCUGUAUGUACUUCUGAGUGGUACUCUACUCGUUGUUGAAUGCAUUGGCCUUGCUGGUGCUCGGAUGAUACCAGCUGUGUUGCUGACGCUGAUAGGCUUGAUUGGUGUUUCAAAAAUCGGUGAAAUAUCAGCAAUCACUAUUGCAUCUGCACUUGAAAGAAAACAAGAGGUGUACGACAAAGCAAUGAAAUGUUUAGAACAAAUACAAGUGCAGUUAAUAAAAUUGUCUAAAGAUUAUUCACAGAUGAAAGGCAUUGGUAAAGCUUUGUCCCACGAUGAUAAUUCAGUAAAAAAAUUUAUGGAUGUAUUAAAGAAGACACAACUAGAAGUUGAUAAAGGAUUUGAAAUGUUGCAGGAAUUUUAA